AUGUGGGUGGGCAUCGACGGCGUCGACUGUUGUGUCAUUCUGCAAACGGGCGUUGAUGCUACGAUCAACAACAAUCAAGUUUCAUACUCGGCUUGGUAUGAAUGGUUCCCGGAUCCCUCCCACACUUUCGACAGCAUCGACUUCGCUGCAGGCGACGACGUCACCCUUGCCACGACUGCACACUCGACGACCAACGUCACGGUAAUGAUCGAGAACAAGACGAAAAACCAGAAUGUGACGCACGAGGUCAGCUCUUCGCAUGCGCUGUGCCAGAAGGACGCGGAGUGGAUCGUUGAAGACUAUUCUUCCGGCGGUGACACCGUCAAAUUCGACGACUUCGGUACGGUAACGUUCACCGGGGCCCAGGCGACCACAGGCUCUGGCACAGUUAGAGCCGACGGUGCGACGAUCUACGGUAUCAAGGAUCAGAGUGGAAAGGUUUUGACACAGUCUUCGGUGUCGAACGGAAACGUCGUCAUCAAACACACAUAAAUGUACAGACUGACACUACAGUGUUUACCACCGGACGUUCAUUCCUCUAAGUUACGACGCAUCCCUCCUUCAUAUACCAACAUACAGACUUUACUUAUAUACUCGUCUUGUGACCAAAUAUAAUUAUUGACGUCGAAUACAUAAUCAUAUGACC
Messenger RNA from Coniophora puteana RWD-64-598 SS2, 646 nucleotides. Its product is annotated as Aspergilloglutamic peptidase. The transcript has 2 exons. Bases 1 to 492 code for a protein of 163 amino acids. Gene Ontology annotation, biological process: proteolysis. The record is from RefSeq and is a predicted model, not a curated record. Gene Ontology annotation, molecular function: glutamic-type endopeptidase activity. NCBI's taxonomy places the organism in Eukaryota, Fungi, Basidiomycota, Agaricomycetes, Boletales, Coniophoraceae.